Molecule: messenger RNA, 525 nt
Organism: Caenorhabditis remanei
Lineage: Eukaryota; Metazoa; Nematoda; Chromadorea; Rhabditida; Rhabditidae
Exons: 4
Coding region: 1-525 (174 amino acids)
Source: RefSeq, a predicted model, not a curated record
AUGACUGUCUUCAUCUCGAAGAACCGCAACGCCGUCUUUGUCAACUCCUCGUCUGACGCCUCCUCAAAAAGUGGAAGACGUCAAUCGAAGGUGUCUUCGGGAUCGACAUCCUUGUCCGCUGAGAACUCGGGUAGAACCACUCUCAAGGCGGUGCCGAACAACUCGAACUAUAAAUUCCCAGAGGGACAGAUUAAGCCAUCCACUCUUCGUGCUUCUCCAAACAAGCUUCCAUUCGCUCCAACUGGAGGUGUUCAAACUGUCAAAAUCGCCAAUAGCACCAAGUCGAGAAAGGCGUUUAAGGUGAAAACCUCUGACAACUUGCUCUACCGUGUCAAUCCGGUCUUUGGAUUCGUCGAGCCUGGCCAAGACCUGUCGAUCGAUGUGCUCCGUCACAAUGGCAUCGAGAAGACUGACCAUCUUGUCGUGUUGACUUCUGACGCUCCAGCUGAGACAAAAUGUGCCAAAGGAGUCUUUGAGACUGACCCGCCGAGAGAGCUUACUGUAGUUCCUUUGGUGGCUCACUAG